Anopheles coustani is the source of this 3889-nucleotide messenger RNA. RefSeq lists its product as uncharacterized. The transcript is spliced from 2 exons. Lineage: Eukaryota; Metazoa; Arthropoda; Insecta; Diptera; Culicidae. The coding region runs from base 329 to 2248 and encodes 639 amino acids. The record is from RefSeq and is a predicted model, not a curated record.
UUUCUUACGCGUGACUUGCUUUGUAACAUUAAUGAAUAAGGAAACCGUCGCCGCAAACACAGAGCUGCAAAACAUACAACCAAAACGUUUGUCAAUUAAUUGAACAGAGCAGUUUAAAGUGCAUUUGCCGUUGGAUUUUUGGGCAGUAAAACCAUUAAUAUAGAUAACCAAUGCUUCCACAACAUAUGAGUAACGAUAUUUGACACCAGCAAGCAAUCGUAUAGAACAUUUAAUCUCCAUUUAAACUCCCGUGUCCGUAUCACUAUAGUAAUCAUACGAGUAGUUUUACAAUUGAGUUAAGGCUAAACAAAAAACAAAGACCAACAAGAUGGAAAUUCCACCAGAGGAGUGGAUUGAGCGGGCCAAGGAGAGCAUGAAAAAGUUCCUCAACCGUGGCGGAGCGUCACGAGGCGAUGAGCCGCAAUCGCUGUGUGGAGCAGCACUGCAGAACACACUCGGUUACGCGCUUAAUCUUACCAUGAAGGAUCCAAACCACUGGACGGACGAGGAGCUACAGCUCGAGUACAUGGAACAGCUCUGCUUCUACGACGAGGAAUCGUGCAAAACUAUCGACAAGCUUACGCAGCAGAUUUACGGCCAGGGAGUAAUGCCGGAGGAACCGUGCCACUUGACGAUCCUGCCCAUCGAGUUGUACGCUGAGGGAAAGCUCUACGAGGUGGCCCUGUUUCGAUAUCAGUUUGGUGUGCUUGAAGCUAGUGAACCGAAGUAUGUGGAUUCGUAUGGUCGGGUUUAUGGCAGUUUUCGGGACUUUUUGCGCAACAAUAAGUACCCUUCGGCAGAAAUGAUGUACCCGAAGGAUGGUCGCUUGAAGGCGGAUGAAGAAAAGUUGGUAGAGUAUGAGAUCGGCAAGACCCCAGCGUGGAAGGCGUACUAUUUCAAGGCUUUGGAUAUUGCGACGGGAAUCAUUGGUAUCGCUGGUGCAACUGGAGCAAUUUUUCUGUCCGGAGGUAUUGCAACGCCGUUUGUGGCGGCAAGCAUCGGAUCAGCAUUGUAUGCAACAGGCCGAUCGCUUGAUGUCCUGCGGGAUAAGAGUGCCCAUCAGGAGUCGCUAAAUCCCUUCCGUGAUUCCGAAUCACGCACAGCGUGGUUGAGCCUUACGGCACACGUGCUUACGUUCGGUACAAUGCCGCACAUUUCCGCCCUAUCGGGAGUGGCGUCGACGAGUCACAGCAUUGCCACCGGGUUUAAGGUGUGCAAUUUCAUCAACGAAACUGGCAACAUCAUAAGCGACCUAGUGAUUUGUGACACUCUUUCCGCUAUGCAUUCGAACUACUAUAACGCGUCGAUUGAAACGCGGUUGGCGCAUGCCGCCUCGAUCUGCUUCUGGACGAAAACAGUCAUCAGCAUCCGGCAGGCGGAAUUGAUGAUGAAGAACAACGCGAUCGUGGCGCUGAAACUGUUCGGCUUUGAGGAUCAUUUCUGCGACUACUUCAACAAUGACUCGCGUGCGAUCGACAUUGGAUUGCGCAUCGUGAAGCAUUCGCUCGAAAGCAACGUACUUAUCGCGUCCGAUCCCGAUGACCACAGUGCGAUACGGAUCGAUGGUAUACGCUUCAGCAUGAAGGCUCUGCUGGCCUGCGAGCCGAAUGAGGUGGAAGUGUUGUUCGACAUUUUGCUGGGCAUUUCCACUGCCGCCGAUCGCGAGCUGUUCGAAGAAGUCCGUUCCCUGGCUCUACCGAAGAACGGCGAAGAUGAACAGCUAUCCGUGCUGAUACAUUUCCUAUCCAAGGAGGCCGAAAAUGAGAGCUUGCCUGUAGGUGAGAUGAUGGAGAUGCUGCUUCAAACGUACGCGUCCGUUCGACGGUGCGAAAAGAUAGCUCUUAUCGGCGCCACUACCUUCAGUCUCUCGGUGGUGAACGGAAUUCACGUGGGCCAAGGAUUGUGCAUGAGCCUGAAACCCUCUUACAUUCUUUUCGCCUCUAAACGAUCUCAUGAGCCUUCCAACGGUAAUGAAAUGACUGCGGCGUCCGACAGUGAAAACGAUCGGCAGACCGAUCGCUUGCUGCGAGUUGUACUCGAGUUGUCUGCGGAACAGUGUGCUCGUCUGACGGAAGUGAUCCGUGACGAUCCAAACUAUAUGUCUUUCUUCAAACAAAAAUCCACAUCCAAAACUAACGUCUCGACGAUGGCAAAAGAACAGUCGGUGAAGGAAGAAGAUCAAGAGCAACUUCUCUACGAUAAGCUGAAGGAGGAUAUCCUCAAAGCCUUCGAGACCGAGAAUAUAUGAUGAUGAAAAUAUUAGUAUUUAUACUGCAACUUUCCAUGAACGGGCAAAAGAGAGCUGAAGAAAAGUUGGAAUCGAAAAGUCGAACGUCAUAAACACAAAUAUAACAAUGUAGCAAUAAUUGCACCAAGUGAACCCUAGAUGAAUAUUAUCGUUAUAUACAUGAAUGGUAGAAACGCAUAAAAAGCAGUGGAAGAAUUAAAUAGUACAUAAUACAUCAAACUGUUAGCCAAAUUUUUUGGUUCAUAAGCACAGAGAAAUAGGAUAAGAUGAAAAGUACACGAAACUCAACCGAAUAAGCUUUUGUAGAGUGGAAUCGAAAAGGAUAUACAAAAGAAUCAAAUUAGUAUUUCAAAGCUCCUUAAUGAAAUUGCAACCAAAACAUAUCAUCUUAAUACGAGUAGCAUGAAUAGUAAAUGGAAAAAUUAGAAGCGUUUUUAUAAUCAAACCCGAUUUGGAGUUACAUACAAAAUAUCUAGGUAAUAUACAUACACCCACACAAGUCAAUAAGGCAAUGGCAAUGCCGGGCCGUAUCUCGUGGCCACAAUAAGUGGCCUGUAGUUUCAUUUUAAUGUCAUUUUUCUCCAACAAACCUCUUUAUAAAGAUUCCAUUUUAUUACACUGGCUUAUGUUGGCAGAUACAACAAGUAAUCAAAAAUGCACAAGAAUCAAAACGAAAGUCACAACGACUCACAAAGCAUAUCUCUUGCGAACUACCUGACCUUUUUACUAUAAAGCCGACCGAUGGGGUCACAAUUUCAUGAAUCUUUUUAUAAAGACUAGAUUUUGUUUUUGAUAAAACAACUAACGAAUGCUUUACUUUGGAAUACAAAAACAUACACACAAAGACGAAACACAAGUUUGCUAUACAGUUUAAAGUGAUAGAUUGGAAGAAUUUUUAGGGAAAAGUGCGUAGAAGCGUUGAAUGCUAAUAUAGCUAUAUUAAGAUAUAUAUAUACAGGAGAUCAUUCUACUGAGUGAAAACUAGUGAAAAAAUUAUUUGAGAAUCAGGAAAAAGCUUUGUAGUUUUUAUAUCAAUAAUCGUAAGUAAGCAAGCGAGUGAAACUAUUAGAAUGUGGCAAAGCAAAAAAAAACAGAAACAUAUCUAUUAUAAAUAAAACAAACAAACAAAAGGAAUGAAACGAAUACCGAACAUACACAACAACAAACACCAAACAACUGUACUAGAGCUGAAUGAGGAAAAAUAAGUGUUGCAAAUAGAACUUUUUCGCGUAGAAUACGUUAAGUAGAGAGCAAAACAGUAGUAGAGUGCAAAAUGUAGUGCAAGCAAUCAGAUCCGAGCAAAGUUCAGCACUUAUCUUUUCUAUUUGUCUAUUCCAUCAGCUAAAUCUAUUGGUCUCCAGUUUUGAAGAAGGAAACCCUCUGUUACAAUCGUACGCCGUCAUGGAGCGACGAACGGAAAACCGGUUAAAGAUUGGUUAUCUAUUGAAAGAGAUAUAUUUUAUAUGUGCGCGUUUGUUACAAUUUCUAAAGAAUAUAUUUUUUAAACCCGUAAUGCUACUAUAAUGCUGAAAGCACUUUGUCAGACAACUGAACUAGGAAUGGAAAGUUGGCUUGUUAAUAGCGGAAGUGAAAUAGAAAUAGGUAAAAUAUUAACUCAAAUGAUUGGUGUGUAUUUCUAUG